AGCAUUUAGUUAAUGCAUUUUAUGCAGAUUCAUAAGUAGAAACUGCUGUAAUAUGUCAGGAAUACCUCCCUCAACAUGGCGACCUUCACAUGUUAUUUUUGAAACGUCAGCAGGGACGAUUGAGAUAGAACUGUACUGGAAUCAUGCACCCAAAACAUGUGCAAAUUUUGCUGAGCUGUGUAGGAGAGGCUACUACAAUAAAACAAUUUUUCAUCGUAUUAUUACAAACUUUAUGAUACAAGGAGGUGACCCAACUGGAACUGGUCGUGGAGGCUCCUCAAUUUAUGGCGGACAGUUUGAAGAUGAAUUUAGUCGCGAACUAAAACACACAGGUGCUGGUGUGCUUUCAAUGGCAAAUUCUGGCCCUAACACCAAUGGCAGCCAGUUUUUUAUCACCCUUGCUCCUACCCAGUGGUUAGAUAUGAAGCAUACUAUAUUUGGAAGGGUGAGCGGGGGUAUAAAGGUGGUAAAUCUUUUGGGAAUGGUGGAAACAAGUGCCCAAGACCGUCCUGUGCAAGAUGUGGUGGUGCGCAAUGCUUAUGCAGCAGAUGAGGGUGGUAACAGGAUUGACACUUACUAAUCAUGUUAUUGGUUAAAUAACAUUGCUAAAAACAUUUAAGUUUUUAACAUCAUAAAUAUACAGAGAUUGAAAGUUGUUCACAGUUUUUAAAAGACAAUCCAAACCCAGAGUCUAAAGAAGCCACAUAACAAACUGCUGCCAGCUGUUAAAUUAAAAUUGUGCUUGUGUUAUAAUUAGUUUAACAAAACACAAAUGUAUUUUGGUCAAAUUUAGAUCUAACUUGAAAUAUGGUUAUGGUUACCAAGAACAAUGUUAUGACUUUAUUUACCGACCUUGGUUCAUAAUUGUGUUCGGGUUUGCUCCCCUUUGUUAUUCGGGGAUUACCAUUUUAUGAAUGCCGGAUCACCUGAGGUGCCGGUCACAAAAGAAAUUGUAUGACAACCCCUGGUCUAUUGUGUUUGAGCCAACUAAUCACAUGACUCGUUUCUCAUAAGCUAAUGGUUCGGUGAUGUUCACAAUAGCGUGCUGCUUAGUGUUUGUGUUACAUUGUGCCAAUUUUUGGAAAUACCGGAAAUCAAUCAUUAUUUCUACCCCCUUUUAUAGA
This is a messenger RNA of Ciona intestinalis (vase tunicate), 1124 nucleotides long. RefSeq names its product peptidyl-prolyl cis-trans isomerase-like 1. Gene Ontology annotation, biological process: protein peptidyl-prolyl isomerization; protein folding. The record is from RefSeq and is a predicted model, not a curated record. Gene Ontology annotation, cellular component: catalytic step 2 spliceosome. Gene Ontology annotation, molecular function: peptidyl-prolyl cis-trans isomerase activity. Lineage: Eukaryota; Metazoa; Chordata; Ascidiacea; Phlebobranchia; Cionidae.